UACACACAAUAUAAUAGCCUUGAGUUGCUUAUUGACGCUUGAGUUGAGUACCGGUACGGUACAUGUUUGAGAAAAAUUACAAGCCUGUGAAAGUACCAUUAAAGGAAUACGUCAUAAUUCUUGAAAGGGUUGAACAACAAAGAAAUAGAAAGAGAUGGCUCUGCCUACCCUCCCGUCCUACUGGACAUCGAGGUACAAGAAUAUUCAUGAGAGGGCGAUGGUGCAGCGGCGGAAUCAUGAAGAAGAUUUCAGAGAGCAGUGGUCCAGUCGAGCAGAGUACUUCAAAACAAGUGAGGUUCAGAUGACCAAGCAGAAUGCCUGGACAUCUGAUCAAAGUUUUCAUGAUAGCAUGGAUGCGUUCAAGGCAAAGCACGAUAAAGAGAUGAAAGCCCGGGAGCUGAAAGAGAGGAGGAGGAGGCUCCGACACCUGCUGGAUGGUGAGAGAAACGAGCUAGAAGCUGAGCUAAGAGGACUGUCUGGAGACAAUUACGUUAGACUUCAAGAGAUGAAAGAGCGGAGUGAUGACCUGAAGACCAGCAGGGAAACAUCAAGGAAACAGAUUGCUGAUGAGAGAUUGUACAACCACUGGAGGCAAAAUAACCCAGAUCUCAGAAAACUUGAGUCAGAUAUGCACAAACGCCAUGUGACCAACGCAUGGGAGGGGCAGAAGGAGGAGAAGGAGCAGCAGUUGGCUUCAGCCAGGGAGCAGGAGCGGUUGAUGGAGGAGGCCAUGGAGAGGGAGCGGCAGGCGGGGCUGGAGCUGGACCGGCAGAGGGCGGAGUCUCGUCUCCAGGAGGAGAAAGCAGUGGCAGCACAACUCAUAGAUCAAGUCAAGGAGCUCAGAGAGAGAGAAGUAGAGGCUGAGACCCUGAAAGCCGAGCAGGAUGGGCUGAUCAAACAACAGUGGGAGCUUGAGAAGUUAGAAGAAGAGCGAAAAGAGCUGGAAGAGCAGAGGAAGAAAGCCGAGUUUGGGCGUGCCCUUGUCAGUCAGUACAAGGCAAAACUAAGACGGAGAGCAAGACAGGUCCAAGAAGCUUUGGAACUUGAUCGUAAGAUCCUUGAGAGUGUUGCAAGAAAGCAGGCUGAAGAAGAAGGAAUGAACAUCAAGAGAAAAGAGAAGGCACAGGCCGAUGCUGCAUGGAUGAAGCAAGUCAUUGAGGAUCAGCUAAAACUAGAGAAAGCAAGAGAGGCUGAACUAGAUUCAUUAUUCAAGGAGGAAGCAGCACGUCAGUGGUCCAAGAGAGAAGCAGAAUGGGAGAAGGAAAGAUUGGCUAGAGAAAGGCUUAUGUCAGAGGUUCUACAAGAACGGCAAGGUCAGCUACAAGAUCAGGUGGAGGCAAACAGGAAGAGACAAGAAGAAUCGUUACAAAGACGAGAAGAACUCCUCAGAGAUAUGGAGAUUGCACAACAGCUCACUCAGAGAGAGAAAGAAGAGGAAGAGAGAAGAAAGGCAUCCACAAGAAGACAGUUUGAAUCUCAGAUGACGGAGAGGGAUUCGAGAAAGAAGGAGGCAAAGCUGAGAUUCCAGGAAGAGCUUGAUGCUGAGAGACAGGCAGAAGAAGAUUAUGAGGAGAUGCUUAGAGAAGAGGCAUCUCGCCUAGCUCUUGAAGAUUAUGAGCCAAAGUCGUAUCCACGCACCACAUCUAGAUUGAGUAGUCGUCCAGAAUCCACCAUUCCACCAAUGUCCUCUAGACCAGGAUCUACUAUACCAUUUCCUGGAGGGUCCAGACCCAAUUCAAGGCCAGGCUCGAGAGCAGGACCAAAGUCUGGCCCUAGUCCAGGACCUGGAGCAGCACCCAGUGGUUGGCGAAGACCGGGACCUAUACCGGCUUGGGAAUGAGAGCGCGGAGAUGUCAUCUGAUCUAGUGAUUCUGUGUAUUGUAUCUCUAAAACAGCUUACAUGGGGAAUUCUACUCCGUUGGGGGUUUGUCCAUUAGCAGGUGUUGUCUAUCAUCCAGAGUAGAAUGUAAAUUCAAUGACCAUUAUAUGCUAAAUGAUGCUCCCUUUAUUCCACCCAUCAUCUAAUCUGGGGCCGUUUCAUAAAGCUGUUAGUGAGUUAAGAGGGACUUUAAGAAUGACUGGUGAUCCUUUCCUACGCGCUAAAUUAAUCACCAAUGAACAUUUAAUGGUGGAUAUGAUUUACCACAAGAACGGAUCACCAGUCGUUUUUGAAGUCACUCUUAGCUUACGAACAGCCUUAUGAAACAGGUAUCUUCUGGGUUUCAUUGGUUACGGUUAUACGGUUAUAUUUCCCAGCUCGACAAUGCCCAAGGUGCACAUAGGCUAAAAAAAUUUGUAUAUAUAGACAGUAUAAUUGUCUGACCCAAGAAGAUGUAUACAGGUAUUUCCAGAGAUUGGUGACAAUGAAUUUAAUCAACCCUCCAUGAAAGCUAGCUUAGACAGAUUGAUUUUUAAAGGUCAAGUCCACCCCAGAAAAAGUUGAUUUGAAUAAAUAGAGAAAAAUCAG
This is a messenger RNA of Lytechinus variegatus (green sea urchin), 2467 nucleotides long. RefSeq names its product trichoplein keratin filament-binding protein-like (gene tchp). Gene Ontology annotation, cellular component: keratin filament. Lineage: Eukaryota; Metazoa; Echinodermata; Echinoidea; Temnopleuroida; Toxopneustidae. The transcript has 11 exons. The record is from RefSeq and is a predicted model, not a curated record. Gene Ontology annotation, biological process: apoptotic process. The coding region runs from base 155 to 1840 and encodes 561 amino acids.